Molecule: messenger RNA, 2134 nt
Organism: Agrilus planipennis (emerald ash borer)
Lineage: Eukaryota; Metazoa; Arthropoda; Insecta; Coleoptera; Buprestidae
Gene: Vps45
Product: vacuolar protein sorting-associated protein 45
Exons: 2
Coding region: 355-2067 (570 amino acids)
Biological process (GO): intracellular protein transport; vesicle-mediated transport
Cellular component (GO): Golgi membrane
Source: RefSeq, a predicted model, not a curated record
UCUCUUUCUUUUGUUGUACCACAAUUCUGACCGUUAAGGCAUGUCCAUUUGUAAACGUCGAUAGGUUGAAUAGUAGGUUCCAUUAAUUGAAACCUGCCAUCCAACGGUUGGAAUGUAUGCAACUUGUCUGUAGGAUUCAGUAGGAUUCAAGGAUUAUAAAAACAAGUUGGUACAGUAGGUGUAUUAUAAUAUAAUAUAUACUUUUCUUUCCUGUUUUCAUUUUUACUGAAAAAUAUGUAAAAACAAACAGCUGCAGUAAUUCAAAAAGAAUAUUAAAAAAGAGCACGAAGGUGCAUCUUCGUAUUUAUCCUUAGAAUUAGUCAUAAUACUGUACUGGCUUUAGGUAAAAUAAAGAUGAACGUAAUUGCGGCGGUUAAGGCGUAUGUAACAAAAAUGACCGAUGAAAAUGAGCCGGGGAUGAAAAUUCUUUUAAUGGACAAAGAUACCACAAGCACAAUCAGUAUGGUUUGUGGUAAAUCAGAAAUUCAGCAAAAAGAAGUUUAUUUAUUAGAACGAAUUGACAAUAUUAACGCUAAUUCAAACGUGGGGCUGAAUUAUUUGAAAUGCAUAGUGUUAUUAAGACCAACUCCACAAAAUGUUGACUUAUUGUCCAAGGAAUUGAGGAACCCAAGAUAUGGAUCAUAUUACAUUUAUUUUACUAAUAUUGUAGCAAAGGCAGAUAUUAAGAUACUUGCUGAAAGUGAUGAACAGGAAGUUGUAAAGGAAGUUCAAGAAUUAUAUAUGGAUUAUCUAGCUGUGAAUCCUCAUUUAUUUUCUGUGGGCCUGUUUAAAUGCAUAGAUGGAUUAUCAUUUCCGUCACACUUUCUGAUAAGAACAGUGCAAAGUUUAUCUGCAGUGCUACUUUCACUGAAAAAAACACCUUUGAUUCGUUACCAAAGAAAGUCAAAGUUUUGUAAAGAACUAGCACAAAAAUUAGAUGAACUCAUUAAUAAAGAAUCCUCAUUGUUUGCUUUUGGUCAAAAUAGUUAUCCUGUUUUAUUAAUACUGGACAGAAGGGAUGACCCGGUGACUCCUCUACUUAAUCAAUGGACAUACCAAGCUAUGGUUCAUGAACUUUUGACUAUAAAUAACAACCGAGUUAAUCUAUCCAACAUUCCUGGAGUAUCCAAAGAGCUUUCAGAAGUGGUUUUAUCAGCAGACCAAGACUCCUUUUAUGCAAAAAAUAUAUUUUUAAAUUUCGGUGAAAUUGGCCAAAAUAUCAAAGAAUUAAUGGAGCAUUUUCAAGCAAAAGCUAAAAGUCACCAAAAAGUAGAAAGUAUAGCAGAUAUGAAAGCAUUCGUAGAAAAUUAUCCCCAGUUUAAAAAACUCUCCGGUAACGUUGCAAAACACGUCACUGUAAUAGGAGAACUUUCUUCAAUAGUUGCCAAACAUGAUCUGCUUCAAGUUUCAGAAAUCGAACAGGAAAUAGCAUCGCAAAACGAUCAUUCGUCUCAACUGCAAAGCAUUCGAAAAUUGGUAAAUGAAAAAAACGUGCGAGAUUCUGAUGCAACAAAAUUGGUAAUGUUAUAUGCCUUAAAGUAUCGUAAUCAUGCCGGCAACGAAGUUCCCGCUUUAAUAAAACUGUUAAAGAAAAGAGGCAUUUCUAAUUUUUUACUAAACAGUAUAUUAAAUGUAUUGGAAUAUGCUGGGUCACAUGCAUGCGAAAAUGAUCUUUUCAACGUGGAAAGCGCCGUCAAGAUAACAAAACGUUUUUUUAAAGGUCUGAGCGGUGUUGAUAAUGUUUAUACUCAACAUAAACCACUUCUGCAUGAAACUGUGGAAGAACUUAUAAAAGGAAGGCUAAACGAAGACUUAUAUCCCAAUACAUCCAUUGGUAAUCAACAUUUUAAUGGACGCGUUCAAGACAUUUUCGUGUUUAUGAUUGGCGGAACUACUUAUGAAGAAUCAUAUUCUGUUUUUACAUUAAACGCAACUUAUCAGGGGAUAAAUAUAAUUCUUGGUGGAACCACUAUUCAUAAUUCGAAAACGUUUUUAGAAGAAGUUGAAAAUGCGGUAAAAAAUAUUCCCAAAAAACACACCAAACAUUUAAGUCACCUUGUAGUCUAAUAGUUUAUUUAAAUUUAUUUCCUGUUUUUUGUUGUUUCUGUGAAAUAAAAGGUAAAUUUAAAAUACA